Molecule: messenger RNA, 4799 nt
Organism: Paramormyrops kingsleyae
Lineage: Eukaryota; Metazoa; Chordata; Actinopteri; Osteoglossiformes; Mormyridae
Gene: bmp3
Product: bone morphogenetic protein 3
Cellular component (GO): extracellular region
Molecular function (GO): cytokine activity; growth factor activity
Source: RefSeq, a predicted model, not a curated record
ACUGUAGUCCCAGAUAGGUCGGUGCAGCGAAGAAGGUUUCGGGGCCGUUAUUGAAUAUUUACCAUGAGUGCGCUGUGGGACGGAGUACAGCGUCCACAUGUUACCGUGCGCAACGUGGUUUUUACCCCGGUAAGCUGAGAAGGACUGCCAUUGGCUGGCGAUGCGGAGAUCAGCCCUGCUCGCACAUACAAAACCAAGUGAACUUCCUUCCCGAAGUGAAACGGCUGAGAGUAAAGAGAGGAAGAUAGGGGCUAGAAACACUGCAAUACCAGCUUUCCCAGGUGUCAUUAUCAUUUGAGAGAUAACUGAAAGCUUGCGUGGAAGUCUGACUGAUUCCAUUACGUUCAGAUCAGUACUGGGAUUUAACAUGGCACCUUGUCAACAUUUACUUGUCAUUUUUUUGGGAUGGAUCUAUAUCUGCAGUGGAUAUCGCUUUAUGUUGGACGAACAUCUCCCUGGACUGAAAAGAAAGGCGGAAAUGGGACAGUUUGAAGAGAGCAGGGAUGAUGAUGGCUUCGCUAAGGACGAGGGCGACCUUGUCUUACAGGAGACGGUAUCAGAGCACAUGCAGAUGCUGUAUGAGAAAUACAACAGUGCUGGAUUUCAUUUCAGGGAUGGAAAUACGGUUCGCAGCUUCAAAGCACACUGGGGUACAGUUAACAGCAUCCAGAUGCAGAUCUUUAAUCUAACUUCGUUAACCAAAUCAGAGGACAUCAUAUCUGCCACGUUACACUACUUCAUUGGUGGUUUGCAGAAUAGCUCCUCCAGAUGUACAAGGUCCCAAAGUUGCAGUCAACGCAGUUCUAAGCAAACCCACAUUCAGCUGGGGAUCUGGAGUUGUGCUUCUUUGGAUAAUGACACCAGGACUCUGGGCCAUGUUCGUAUCAGGGUCCCCGCAGCCCACAGAGACGUGACGUCCUGGCAAUGGAAAGAUAUAACUUCCUUUACGAAGAAGGCGAAACAUCACAACGAACUCCUCAUUGGCAUCAAAGUCCCAUCAGAUGGACACAAGCUGUGGAAUGAGCUUCUGCUCGGCCCUCCCCCUUACAUCCUGGUGUAUGCCAAUGACUCCGACAUCUCUGGUCCAGAAAAUGUGGUGUCCACCUUGCAGGGGGGGCACAAAGACCCCGUGCGCCCAGGCCUUCACCAGCUAGGAGUACACCUGAGUGCCAGCACAAUGCCACAUCGGUCCAGGCGCUCCGCCGACACCCUCCUCCCGCUCCAGAACAAUGAGCUCCCGGGGAACGAGUAUCCAUAUGAAGUGCCGCGCUGGGAUGAGACGGAUCCGUACAACCCCAUAGACAACAGACCGGCGAAACAGCCCAAAAAGAAGCCCCGAAAGAACCACCGCCACAAGGUGCCAUUGCUGCAAUUUGACGAUCAGACUAUACAGCGGGCACACAAGAAGCAAUGGAGCGAGCCUCGCAACUGUGCCCGCCGGUACCUGAAGGUGGACUUCGCUGACAUAGGGUGGAGUGAGUGGAUUAUCUCCCCGAAAUCCUUUGACGCUUACUACUGCUCAGGAUCUUGCCAGUUUCCGAUGCCAAAGUCCCUGAAGCCCUCCAACCACGCUACCAUCCAGAGCAUUGUGCGGGCGGUGGGCGUGGUACCCGGCAUUCCGGAACCCUGCUGUGUGCCCGAAAGGAUGUCGCCUCUCAGCAUCCUCUUCUUCGACCAGGACAAGAAUGUAGUGCUCAAAGUUUACCCCAAUAUGACCGUGGACUCAUGCGUCUGCAGAUGAUGUCGAAAUUGCAUUUUGCACUGAAAGAGAAACUAAACCCUGAUAUAUAGCUAAUUAAUAAUUGGUUCCCGCAUCAUUUAACAAAUUUUUGAAGACUUUAUCUUUCUGUUGUGGAAGCUUGAAAGAAACAUAACCUAAAAUAAUAUAUUUUUGUAAGAUAUGUAAUCUCUUUUCUGCCCCUACCGAAGGAGGUUUUGCUUUAAUAUGCCUCAGAAAUAAAACUUAAAUUUCUAACUUUAUGACAAAACACUGUCUAUCUUUGUAGCACAGGAGGAUGAACAUCCAUUGGAUAAUUUCCCUUUUCAACCAAGAGGUCAAAGACUGAAUCAUUUGCAGCAAAGGACUUAUUUGAUUUAUGUACAUUCAGGAUUGCAGCUCAUGCAAUAGAAUUCUACAGUCUCGUAUAACAGCUGAGUAAAAAAAUGACAUGCUUUAUACCAAAGUAUAAAGUAUACAAUGCGUUGAACUGUGGGUUUAUUCUGUAUUUUUAUGUUAUGAUUAUGCUGCAUAAUUGUCCUGAAAGAGAACAGUCUACCCUGUAUUUUCCCAACCCCAGUACUACAUUUUUUGACCUAAUGUACAUCUCUGUGCUCACCAUACAUCAGUGCAUUUUUAAAAUAUAAUUUGAAGGUUCAGCAUAUAUUAAAAUUUCAUAUGAUCACUGUAUCGAGAUACCUAUUAUAUAUGGAUUCCAAAGUCAAAAUAUUUAAAGUGCCUUUUGGAAAAUCACUACUAUUUGAUAAAGGAUUAUUGCUGUUUGCAGUUAACAUUCUCAAAUAUACAGAUAUUAGCCAAUCACAUAUCAGCAAUUAUUAAAUGAAGUAACACAGUACCAUGCUUUUACACAACUAUAUAUACAGAAUUAUAUCUAUGAAUGCUUUGAAGCUCAUAUUCAAAAAGUGGUCAGACACACUUUCAUGCAUUAAUAAGGUCAUUCUUUUGUGCUUACAAAAGGUGUACAGGCAUCAGAGUUUUCCAUGUUCUCCAAUUUUCUGUCUCUGUACUGUACAUUGAAAUCCAGAUGCAAGUAACUUUAAAGAUAACAGAUUAUUGGAUUCAUUAGCCAUAAGUGUCUUCAUCUGAUCGUUAGCCUGAACUUAACUUUUAUGCUGCUUUUUACAGAAAAAUUUUCAGCUUUCAAAUUGAAGGCAAAAGUUUAUCUUCUUUCAGUUUAGAUACUAAGAAUUUUCUACUAAGGGUAACUUUAAAUUAAUAUUUGUAAUUGUACUAGGGCUUAACUCAUGUAAAAAGGGAUUUUUAUUUUCAUCUCUAUCAUCUAGGGAGCUAUGCUAAAACUGAGCAAAGAUUUCAACACAGAUUAUUAUUGUAUGAAAUAUUAAUCAGUAUUUUUUUCUUUUAUACAUAUAUAGUUUAUUUAAUACAUAAUUAAUAGAAUUAAUUAGAACAAUGGAUUUUGAUAAGCAUCUUGAUGCAUUUGGCUGGGCUGUAGAAGACGUUUUGUUGCGUUGUCUCAUUACUUGCAAUAAAUGCUUUAGACGCAUUUUAUUUUUAUUCACAUUGAGUCUUUUGAAAACAACAUUUGAGUUGAAGCUGGACUUGGGCUUGCUUUGCGAAUCAACAACCUGAACUUCACAGCUACAACGUCUCAAACUGCUGUCGGUGUUUGAAUGACCACGUCUUAGAAGCGCUCACACCCGUUGAUAUCUGCCUGUGAGGUAGGGCACACAUGCUGUCAACAUGUACAAUUCUGUUUCACGCAGCUGCAAAAUGACAUCAUGUGUCCGUUGGCAUGGUUGCUCUAGCUACCUGAUCAAUCUUACCUGUAAACAUACCAACUUGCUAUAGUGCUUUUUUCUGUAAGUGGCGAGUAAUUAUAUUGUAGCUCGUACUACAUUUACAAACAUACACUCUGCAUAAAUAUCGUGUAUGGUAAAUGUUGUACCUAAAUACUAUGAUGCCUAGAAAUGCUUAUAUCUGUCAAUCAAAUUCAGUUAUUUUUCCGUUUUUUUUAGCAAAAUCAAUCUCUCAGUUCUAUAGUAGUUUCAAAGUGCAAAGAGAUCUUCAUAACACAAAUCUUGCCUUGUUAAAAUCUCAAUGACUGUUUACUAUGAGCAAAAUUUAGGUGGAAAAGGGAGGUAGUUUAGUGCAUGUCACUGGUGUUAAGAGAUAUAAUGGAACACUUAUGUGAUACUAAAAGCAGUUCAGCUUAUUGUUUAAACCAUUUAAAAUGAAGCAUGGGAUCAUUCUAAAUGCAAAUCCAUUUUCAGAAUGUUGCUAUUUUCAUAGAAUGCUGCCAGUAGAGAAUUUACCUGCGCAUUUAAUACAAAGUUUAACUUUUGUGAGUGUUCUUUUGUGGGGAUGUAUCUGAACGAUGAAGUCUCAUAUGAGCAAUCAGAGCUUCAUCUCAGAAAAAUGUAUUGAUUUAAAUGUACAGCGAUUCACUUUUCUUAGGUUUCCAAGAAAACUAUUGCUACUCUCAGUGCUUUAAAUAAAUUUAGAUUGUAACUGCGUUGUAAUGAAUUGUAUGGGUGCUAUACUGUACCAAUAUGAGACAUUUUUAGUAUCUGUAGUAAUUGUGUUAAUGGAAAAGUUCUUAUAUAAUUAAUAUUUUGUAUUGCUAUUUUUUUCUUCCAUGCAUGGAAAUGAACAUCACUUUUGUUUGCUUUGACAACCACUGCAGUAUGUCAGAGAAUGCUAUGAACGGAGCUUCCCCAUACCACUCUGUAAAGUCUGUAAAUAUAUAGCAUUAAGAGAAAAUGGUAUUCUUGCACAAUAAGCUUAAUGACAUUAUAUUUGUAUAUGGAAUUUAAUGUUUAAUGAUGUUUUAUUUAUAUUCUGUGUAUUGUUUAAAUUUUUUUCUCUGAUGAGCGGCUAUUUUUGAGACGUGGUUGCUGAUUGGCAGGGAGUGUGGAAGAAAGGGUGGGGACGAUGCGGAGAGGAACACAUCACAUGACCUGUCAAGCUGUGAAUGGCACUCAUUACUACUGAUGUAUACACUCGCCUCUAUGUGAGGACUCCCCUGUUUGAGAACAAACCUUUCUUAUGAACCAUUCAAGCAAACAAUAAAGCUACAUAUGCCACCUUUUACCAAAUAAAA